UGCGAUUUAUUUUUGCUUGGGGGAUUUUAAUCAUACUCCCCGGUCGUGACCCUGCUUGCAUCCAAUGUACCGACCAAAAACAUCCAGUCCCUCGACAUUGGCCAAAAGAUUGAGUGGUAGCUAUCAAGCCAGUGCUAUAGCCACAUCUCUAGUAUCUCCUCUUUUGGGUGCAGACGAUCAGCUUGGCUUUUCGAAACAAUCAUCCAAUGACUCGGCCAUUCAAACGGUGGAACAACUGAGCAAUUGCAUAAGGGCAAGUAUAAGGAGAUCUGACGUCGCCGAAGAGACCUUAAAGUCGGCCAAAGCUUUUACACAAGUGGAUCAGUAUCUAAAGAACACUCAAACAUGUCUUGAUAAAAUGGAUCAAACUCUUGAAAAGCUGCUUCAAGUGAACGGCAGUAUCGCUAAGGAACUGCAUGCAUUGGAUGACAUACAAGCAUCCUUAUCAAUUGACAGAUUCUAGCGAAUAGCCAAUGUGUCAUUAGACAUGGUUCGGGAUGGCAAAUGCACAAUACUACCGAACCCUUCGGACGGCAUGCUAUAUGGCACCGACGGGCGUUUCUUCGUCGUUUUGGAAGAUCCAGCCCAUCAAAGCUAACGGGCCAUGGCCAGCCAUGAACCUCAAACAUCCCCGCAGCCUUUCGAUGCUUCACCUAUUGUAAUCCACACCAGCUAGCCUGGACUGCCAUGCACUACGUAACGUCCAGCCUAUGUCAUCCCAUUACCUCUGCCGACAAAGUCGUCAGGACGAACCAGAACGAAAAAUUGACUUUUGUUUAUGCGAGCAAUGACAGUUUAUACUUACAAAAUACAAAAAGAAAGAAGGAGAACUAAAAAAAAUUAC
Umbelopsis ramanniana AG is the source of this 844-nucleotide messenger RNA. RefSeq lists its product as uncharacterized. The transcript has 4 exons. The record is from RefSeq and is a predicted model, not a curated record. The coding region runs from base 65 to 463 and encodes 132 amino acids. Lineage: Eukaryota; Fungi; Mucoromycota; Umbelopsidomycetes; Umbelopsidales; Umbelopsidaceae.